Messenger RNA from Mangifera indica (mango), 1941 nucleotides. Its product is annotated as RNA polymerase II-associated protein 3-like. NCBI's taxonomy places the organism in Eukaryota, Viridiplantae, Streptophyta, Magnoliopsida, Sapindales, Anacardiaceae. The record is from RefSeq and is a predicted model, not a curated record. The transcript has 12 exons. The coding region runs from base 140 to 1519 and encodes 459 amino acids. Gene Ontology annotation, molecular function: protein binding.
AUAUAUUAGAUGGAGUUCGGGUUUUGAUGGGCCUCAAGAAGACGCCCAAAAUCUAAUUACAGAAGACCGCCCUUAUCAUUACGAACUAAUAUUUCGAGAAACGUCGAAGCCAGAACAGAGCUCAGCUUUCACUCUUGCCAUGUCUAAGCACACUCGCGAUCAAGCGCUGGAUUUCCAGGGUUUUUUGAAUGACUUGCAGGACUGGGAAUUUUCACUCAAAGACAAAGACAAAAGAAUGAAGCCUCAAGCUUCUCAAAAAGAUAAUUUGAAAGUUGGUGAAAAGCUUAGACCAUGCGGAAAUGAUUCUACGGUGAAUUCUUAUUUUAAGAACUAUGAUGCAUUUAGUCGCAUAUCAAGUAGUUUAAUGACUGAAGAGAGUCUACCAGAUGCUACUUCAGAGAAGGAACUGGGUAAUGAGUAUUUCAAGCAGAAGAAGUUUAAAGAAGCUAUUGACUGUUAUUCAAGGAGCAUUGCUCUGUCACCCACCGCUGUAGCCUAUGCAAAUAGGGCUAUGGCCUUUCUUAAAAUCAAGAGAUUUCAGGAAGCUGAGGAUGACUGUACGGAGGCCUUAAACCUGGAUGAUCACUACAUAAAAGCUUACUCACGUCGAGCUACAGCUAGAAAAGAACUUGGGAAGCUUAAAGAGUCCAUAGAGGAUUCAGAGUUAGCCUUAAGGUUGGAGCCUCAAAACCAAGAAGUCAAAAAACAAUAUGCUGAGGUCAAAUCUCUGUAUGAGAAAGAGAUUCUUCAGAAGGCAUCUGGAAAAAUUAAAAGCUCUGUACAAGGGAUGCAGAAAGUUGGAAAUCCUGGAAUUAAAGUGAACAGAGAUGAGGUCUGCGCUGUUCCAAAUACCACUCAGAAGACUGGAGUGGUAGCAGUUAAAGAAAAUCAUGCUAAGCAGGUAAGUAAUGGAGAGAAUACUGUAAGAACUCUUUCCGUGGAAGAAAUUGGAGACCGGAGGAUUGGAGCUAAAAGCAGAGCUAAAGGUCAACAAGAUGGUUCUCAAGCAGAUGGUAUACAACGUUUCGGUUUGGAGAAGAGGAAUCAUGGAACCAGAAAACAAGACUUGAACCUAUCUGUGCAUGAACUUGCUUCUCGUGCAGCAUCUCGAGCCAUUGCUGAAGCUGCAAAAAACAUCAAACCUCCAAAAUCAGCUUAUGAAUUUGAGGUUUCUUGGCGAGGCUUCUCUGGUGAUUGCACCUUACAGGCAUGUCUGUUGAAGGCCACUUCUCCAGCUGCGCUGCCACAGAUAUUUAAAAAUGCCUUGUCUGCUCCAAUACUAAUGGGCAUCAUUAACACAGUUGCCACCUUUUUUAAUGAAGAAAUAGAUUUGGCGGUCAAAUAUCUCGAAAAUUUAACCAAGGUCCCUAGAUUUGACAUGCUCAUCAUGUGCCUUUCAUCAAAAGAUAAAGCUGAUCUCCAGAGAAUAUGGGAUGAAACAUUUUGCAAUGAAGCUACUCCAAUUGAGCAUGCUGAGAUUCUUGAUAAUUUGCGUUCAAAGUACUGUCUCAAUCGGUAAUGGUCCUUAUGGAUGUCCAAGAGAUGUUCUGAGCUAUUUGGUUUGUCUCUCUUGAACUUGCGAUGUGGCAAUUUUCCCCAUUUAUGUUGGUAAACUAAUUAAUCGGUGGCAAUGUUGUCCUAGCAGGACGAUUUCCCUUUAUAGGUCCACUGAGCUCAUGUUUAUAUUCCAAAAUUUGUGAAGUAUAGUCUAUGAAAUUCAAAGUUAGACACUGGUGGUAGGUUGAACGUGAUCUUAGACAUGGAUAAAAUAUGACUCUGGAAAACCACAGUGGGGUUGUUGGUGGUUGAUUGUCAAAGUCAAUUGUUACUCAUUUUUGUCAUUGAAUGUUUUUGAAACCCCACUUCAAAGGAAUCGUUAAUAUGCUAGUACGAUCAUGGAUAUAAAUACAAAAAUUGAUCUAGUGUAUUCUAGAUGGAGUA